AUGACUAUUACCGAAAUCCAGACCACGAUUCCCAAGGGCUCAUGGAUCCUCGUAACUGGUGCGAGUGGUUUUUUAGCUUCCCACGUCGUCAAAGAGUUCCUCCAGCGUGGGUACAAAGUCAGAGGCACCGUUCGAGACCUCAACAAAUAUGCCUGGCUUGUUCAGGAUCUCUUCAAGACAGACGCGGACAAGAGCAACUUUGAGUCCGUCCAAGUACCCGAUCUAGCGGCACCACAUGCCUUUGACGAAGCCGUCAAGGGUGUAUCUGCCAUUGUCCAUAUCGCGACAAUCGGCUUUGAUCCCAACCCCAACAAUGUGAUACCGAAAGUCGUCGCAGGCACCAAGUCACUCUUGGAGGCAGCCACGAAGGAGCCAUCGGUGAAACAAUUUGUCUACACCUCGUCCGUCGCCGCUAUGAUCUCACCCCAGCUAGGCGAUACUGCUCGACUCACUGCAAAUACGUGGAACAAUGAAGCAGUUGAACAAGCCUGGGCUCCUCCACCUUAUGAGCCUAUUCGUGCUUUUACUGUGUACGCAGCGAGCAAGACACAGGCUGAGAAGGCUGUUUGGGAAUUUGCGAAUGAGAAACACCCUCACUUCACGAUCAACUCCGUCGUUCCGGCAACGAUUAUGGGGGAGUGCCUCAGUAAAAGUCAUGCUGAGCUCGGACAUAUGUUUCUUAGGAUUCUAUAUGAAGGAAAACCGGAUGCAGUUGCAGCAAUACUUACAAUGCCCGGACCUAUUCCACACAACGUCAGAGACUGCGCAAUCCUUCACGUCGCGGCAGUACUAGACCCCGAUGUCAAAAACGCGCGUCUCAUCGGUUGGGGACAACCCUGCAGCUGGAAUGAUAUUGUGGCCAUUAUGCGGCGACUCUGUCCAGACCGACAGUUCAUCGACGAGAUUCCCGGUCUUGAAGCGUACAAGAUAACAGCAGACGAUGAACAAUCUCUGGUGAUUCUGAAAAAGUGGACUGGACAGGAUGGAUGGACGUCUCUGGAGCAGUCGAUUGCGGAGCAUCUACCUAAUAUUGUGAAGUGGUAUCCUUAA
Talaromyces amestolkiae is the source of this 1050-nucleotide messenger RNA. RefSeq lists its product as uncharacterized. The record is from RefSeq and is a predicted model, not a curated record. The transcript is spliced from 2 exons. Gene Ontology annotation, molecular function: oxidoreductase activity, acting on the CH-OH group of donors, NAD or NADP as acceptor. NCBI's taxonomy places the organism in Eukaryota, Fungi, Ascomycota, Eurotiomycetes, Eurotiales, Trichocomaceae. Bases 1 to 1050 code for a protein of 349 amino acids.